Blepharisma stoltei is the source of this 1703-nucleotide messenger RNA. Lineage: Eukaryota; Ciliophora; Heterotrichea; Heterotrichida; Blepharismidae. The record is from the annotation of a GenBank genome assembly.
AUGAAUUGCUCUGAAUGCCCAUUAUACGCUGAGUAUUUUUGCUCAUGCAAUGGAAAAACCACAAUCUUAUGCAGAGAGCACAUCUAUUCUCACAUUGGUGAUUUGCAUCAGCUUAAUAAUCUUUACUUCAGACCAGAUUAUAAUGAAAGAGUGCAGGCGGUCUCAAAUAUAUAUAGAAUUAUCAAAGAUUUAGACUCAACUAAUGACAAAAAAAUAAAAGAAACAUAUCAAGAGCUUGAAAAAAUUAAAGAAAAGCUAAAAAGCACUUUAGGUCUUAUUGAAGUCGACAUAUCAGCCCUUCAAAACUUAAUAAAGAAAAUAUUUACGACAACCGAGUUCUCAAGAACUGAUAAAACUUGUAGCCUAUUUAGAUGUCCAUAUGAGGCAGUGAUAAAAACUCUGGUAAACGAUAAUUUCAUUAAUCCUCAUAAUUAUUCUACAGAAAUCAUUUCAAGUUUUCUACGUAUAGACAAUAUCCAAAACCCUUUAUCCUCAAACCUUAAAGAAGAGUCCAAAAUCAGUAUAGCGCGUGCUCCUCUAUAGAUUUUCAAGGAAAAUGCCCAUCAAAGAAAAAAAUUAUUUGAAAUCCCAAAAAAAUUCCAAAAAGUCAAAUAUCAAUUUGAAAAAUCCAUUAUAUAUGUCCUAUUUGCCAAUUUGAAAAUUGACUUUUCAGAUUUUUCCUUAAUUUAAAAAACUUAAAUUUUUUUAUAUAAAAGCUCUUGUCCUCAGGGAUCUAAAUGAGGCUUGUGCUAUAAUGAAACACUGAAGAAGAAUGCUAUAUGAUCAAAACUAGGUGAUAAUGGAGAAUUUAUGCCUUAUAGCCUAGCUGAUAAUGAAAUCAUUGAAAAUGCUUUUCAAAGCAGCAAAGAUCUAUAGAGGCUGCCUUUGAGUAGCGCUCUAAGCGCCCGAGACUUCCCGACGAAGUCUGGGCGGUGGUUUGAUCAGCUGAUGUUGGUCAAACCAACAUCCAAAAUGACAAAUUCUUCUCAUACAGAAGGUUUGUCAAAUUGGAUGCUGGUUUGACCAACAUCAGCUGGUCAAACCACCGCCCAGACUUCGUCGGGAAGUCUCGGGCGCUUAGAGCGCUACUCAAAGGCAGCCUCUAUAGUUUAUAUAGGAGAAAUGAACAGUCAACGCUAUAUCAACUUAAGGAAUCCGGCAAUAGAAAUUCAAGAAGGAAGAAAAAAAAGAGUUACGACUGUUUUAAGGAAUGAUGGCUCAGAAAACCUCACCAAUAGCAGAUAUCUUACUCCUCUCCUUUUAAUUGAGUAAAGUUAUUGGAAAAUUCCUAUUUUUGACCUUAAGCGAGUAAAAAUAAUUUUAAUAUAAUUUUUUUUUGUAAAUUAUUUUAAAUAUAUUAUUAAUAGUUGGAAUGGACGCACUUUUUUCCCUAUCUUCCUGUCCAUAAUCCUCCAACAAUAAUCCUCUAAUAUAAAAAUUUAAAAAAAUGAGCUAAAAGAUAUAUAGUUCUGUCUUAAAGGGAGGGAGUUAAAUCUACUGAAAAACAAUGGCGCUUCGAAAUUGACGAUGAGAAGUGGGAGAGUAUGACCUCAGAAGCUUCAAGGGUUAUUGAAUGAGCAUUUCAAAAUGAAGUCCCUGAAGCUAUAAUCCAGGUUCGCAGGUCAUAUAAAAUCGACAUAGAAGAUAUGAAGCAGACCAACUUACAAACAUAUAGUCAAAGGAAGGUCAAAAGAGGCUACUAA